AACUGAAACCGCGUUUCUACAUUUUUUCAGAGCUUCAGACUGUCCAAAUUGAAAUUUUCAGCUAAUUACUGCUAAGGUUCAAAACUGAAAGAGGUAAACAGAUAGUAGCUAGAAGAACUCUGCACCCAAAUAAGGUACAACCCUGUCCACUUGUAGCCUUCUUUGGCAUCUCCGUUAAUGCUAUUGGGAUCUCCACGUCCUCUGUUUGGCUGUUGUUUGAUACCAUGUCCAUGUAAAACAUGCAGUGUAGGGUGUUCAUCCAAGAUGGUAAUGGGCCAAUGAGUUCAUUAUUAGAUAGCACUAAGGGCAUGAGCAAUGUAUAUGGACAAGUCAUCCAUAUAAAUGGGUCCUGCACAAGUUAUAUCUCUAGCUAUAGAUUUACAUUCACAAUGUAAAACCAUAAAAGUAAUCUAUAUGGUGGGUAUCGCACGCCGAAUCAAAACACCACUUGUUCCUCCUCUGAGUCCGGUCUCCCAUCUCAAUCAUUCCCCUCCCUCUCGCCACACAUGGACAUGGCACACCUGACCACCUCUGUCGUAUUCCCAUUCUUGUGGCAGAAAUCGAGCCCAUAUCCACCGAUGUUGGUGAUGGGUUUGGAUUACCAUAUGAAUCCGUGUUCGGAGCAGUUUCAGAUUUUAGGUUCGGGUCCGUGGAGAUUUUCACCCGACCUUAAUCCACACUUUUGACAUCUCUAAAGGGUGAAGCGACAGACCCACCCACUCAUGGUAGAAUCUUAUACCCGUAUCCACACCCGCGGGUGAAAAUUUAUAUACAUGCUAUACGCAUUAUGUGCGAUAUCAGUGGAUACUUUUUUUAGAUUGCACAAAACAACGCUGACGCUCACAAUACAUGCACAUUUAUCCUAUGAACACACACCUAAAUUCUAUCUCUAUGACCAUCUUAAAAAAAUAGACCUCGAGACGAGAUUGACGAAAGCUCUGAAAGCAAAAUGCAUACUGGGGCAUAGUUACGUACCUGCACCCGAGGAUAGAAUUGCCAUGAAGCCACGAAAAAAAAAAAGAAAUAGAGCAUAUAAUUGCCAUCCUUGGGCCCUUCCACUAUCCGCACCCAGGCCCAUUAGAAUGCUUAGCCUGGCCAAAAGUAGGCCACUGGGGCCCGUGGAAAUAAUGGCUCACUGCAUGCAUGCCCCACACGGUCCAACUAACUUAUCCCCUACUAGUCCAAGGUUUUGGCUCGGCUCCACAUGUCAGCCAGCCAGACGCCCAGACCACAUCCCCAGGAGUCCAGGACCCCUUGCCCGAGCUCCCUCCAAUUCCCGCCAUCUCCUCGCCGGCCGAGAACCCCCCACCACCGCGGCGACCAUCCACCAAGGCGGCGCCGGCGCCGGCGCCACCGAAGCCGACGCACCGAGAUUCAAUGUCCGCUGCCGCAUCCAUCGCGCUGCGCCCGGCGCCGAAGUGGGGCGGCGCGCCGUCGCAGCGCCGGCUCGUGGAGGAGCACCUGGCCUCGCUCCCGCACGGCCUCCCACGCCUCCGCCACGUGCAGGAGCUCCACGCGCAGGUCCUCAGGCAGGGGCUCCACCGGGACCCGCGCGCCGCGUCCAAGCUCAUCGCCUCCUACGCGCUCCUCCGCCGGGUCCCCGCCUGCCGCUGCGUCUUCUCCGCCGCCGCCGCGCCCCCGUUCGCCCCCAGCACCGCCUUGCUCGCCAACACGCUACUCCGCGCCUACGCGCUCAACUCCCUUCCCCACGCCGCGCUCGCCGUGUUCGUCGACAUGCCGUUGCGGCAGCGGGACACGUUCACCUACUCCUUCCUCAUCAAGGCGCUCGCCACUGCGGGUGUCACGCCCGUCCGCGCGGCGCACACGCACGUCUUCAAGCUCGGGUCCGUCGAGGAUACCUUCGUUGGAAAUGCGCUGAUCGACGCCUACUCCAAGAACGACGGUCUCUCGGACGCGAAGAAGGUGUUCGACGAAAUGACGACACGGGACGUCGUGUCCUGGAACACGGCCAUGGCCGCAAUGGUGCGGAAAGGGGAGGUGGACGCAGCAAGGAGCAUGUUUGACGAGAUGCCCGAGAAGGACACGGUGAGCUGGAACACAAUGCUGGAUGGCUAUGCCAAAGCUGGGGAGGCAGAGGAGGCCUUCGAGCUGUUCCAGCGCAUGCCGGGGAGGAAUGUGGUGUCCUGGUCGACUGUGGUGUCAGCCUAUUGUAAGAAGGGUGACAUGGAGAUGGCGCGGGUUAUAUUCGAUAAGAUGCCCGCCAAGAACUUGGUGACAUGGACCAUAAUGGUCUCAGCAUGUGCUCAGAAGGGGCUUGUGGGUGAAGCAGGCAGGUUGUUUACUGAGAUGAAGGAGGCUGCCAUUGAGCUUGACGUAGUUGCAGUUGUGAGUAUCCUGGCUGCAUGUGCUGAGUCUGGCUGCCUUGCCCUUGGGAAGAGGAUUCACCGACAUGUGCGCCAGAGGAAGCUGGGAAGAUCAACCCUUGUAUGCAAUGCCCUGAUGGACAUGUUCUGCAAGUGUGGAUGUGUUAACCGAGCCGACUACAUCUUUGACACUGAGAUAGUUGAAAAGGAUUCAGUUUCUUGGAACAUUAUAAUUGGAGGGUUUGCAAUGCACGGGCAUGGUGAAAAGGCGCUGAACCUCUUCACACAAAUGAAGCAGCAAGGCUUUCACCCUGAUGCUGUGACGCUCAUCAAUGUUCUCAGCGCUUGCACGCACAUGGGGCUUGUGGAAGAAGGACGGAGGUUCUUUGCCAACAUGGAGACAGACUACGGCAUCAAGCCUGAGAUAGAGCAUUAUGGUUGUAUGGUCGAUCUUCUUGGCCGUGGAGGGCUCAUUAAGGAGGCUGUCGACAUGAUCAAAAGCAUGCCUUGGGAGCCUAAUGAGGUCAUAUGGGGGUCCUUGCUCAGUGCAUGCCGACUGCACAAGAAUGUGGAGUACGCAGAACUGGCAGCGAAUGAGCUGAGCAACUUGCAGCCCUCAAAUGCAGGGAACUACGCUGUCUUGUCGAACAUCUAUGCAGAGGCCGGGAAGUGGAGCGAUAUGGCGAAGGCAAGGGUGCAGAUGAAAGGAACAGGGUCUCAGAAAACAGCUGGCUCAAGCUGGAUAGAACUUGAUGAGGCGUUCCAUGAGUUCACAGUUGGGGACAGAAAGCACCCAGAGUCCGACCAGAUAUCUGAUAUGAUUGAUAGGCUGAGUUCGCAUGUUAAGUGUGUUGGCUGUGUUCCGGUUGGCCAUGAACUGCUUGUUCCGUGAGUGAUAUGGACAUGUGUGUGAUUAUACAACAAAAAGAAAUGGUGGAAAUGCCCACGACAGAUCUCAGAGACUGUCCUUUUUAUGGCCUCCUCCAGCUUCUGAAUUCUGAUGUGAUGCAACCAUAAACAAAGCAGCAAUCCAUCAUGUGAUCAGUGAAACCGGCUGUGCUUGCUUAUGAUUGUCUAGGAAGAAGAUUUGGUCCGAGCCUUCUUGGUAGGGGAAACGAUUGUUCCAUGAAACUUGUUAGGGAUUUGUACGUGAUGCUCGAUGAAAUAUAAAUUCUGAGGAAGCUUCUGUAGAUUCGAAGAUUCCAGAAUCUUUUUAUGAAUUAUCUGGGAUAUGAAGAAUGCUGAUUAUAGUUUAAGGUUGUUUGCUUUUAAACCAAAUGCUAUGAUGGAAAGCAUGGAUAAGGAAUUGAGACCAAGGUUAGCAGAGCAGGUAAACAAACACUGUGCUGCAAUUGCUAUUCCUCAAGGCCUUUAUUGCCUUUUGUUGCGUUUAACUGAUGAAUACUCCUCAAUGCCCUUGCAAGGGAACAACUACGACCCUGAGUUGGUGCCUUGUCUUAUGGACAACUCCUAUUGCUAUUUGUUUUAGCAUCAGAUAACAUCCUCGUGGCCUCAGUUGUGAUCAGAUCAACAGUUAGAUCAUCUCUGAACCUUAGAAGAUAGUCUUGUUAUUACUGACAAAAGUGGUAUCUUGUCAUGAACCUGUCCGCAGCGCAUCCUGGGAAGCCAGCUUUCGGGCCUUUCUCUCGACCCUGUAGUUGGAGGAAAUUUCUACCUUGUCUGCAAUGCCUGAGGGGAGGUCUUUCCCAUGGGGUCGAGUUUUUAGUACUGACAAAAGACUUAUCUUGCCACACAUUCAUUAUUUGCUUUGCGUCAUAUAGUCCUGUAAAUAAGGCAAAGAACCAAGACCUCGUUUUUGUUGGACAUAAUGCAUUUACUUUGUGCUAUAUUUCACUGGUUCUGUAAAUAAGGCAAUGAUGUACUCCUAUCUAAUAAAAUCCUAAAUAACAAUGGUUCCACUUUCUCCGGCCCAGGGCCCAGGUGUAUGUCUGCAACUAGAAUUAUGUCC
Messenger RNA from Sorghum bicolor (sorghum), 4293 nucleotides. Its product is annotated as pentatricopeptide repeat-containing protein At3g29230. The transcript has 4 exons. Gene Ontology annotation, biological process: RNA modification. The coding region runs from base 1144 to 3216 and encodes 690 amino acids. Lineage: Eukaryota; Viridiplantae; Streptophyta; Magnoliopsida; Poales; Poaceae. The record is from RefSeq and is a predicted model, not a curated record. Gene Ontology annotation, molecular function: protein binding; RNA binding.